AUGGACUUCAGCCCCAUAGGAGCGAUUCCAUUGCCGAUCGCUCGAGUCGAAUCGCCGCCGAUGGCCGAUCAAGCGGCUGCGAUCGAGAUGCUCGCUGGUCUUUAUCAGCGGAUCGAGUUUGAGCAAAACUGCGUCGAUCGCUACGUUGAUCUGGAGCAAGCGUUGAGGGAACAGACUCGUCGAGGUGAUCGGCUGGAGUAA
This is a messenger RNA of Peronospora matthiolae, 201 nucleotides long. The record is from the annotation of a GenBank genome assembly. Lineage: Eukaryota; Oomycota; Peronosporomycetes; Peronosporales; Peronosporaceae.